Messenger RNA from Hevea brasiliensis (rubber tree), 1784 nucleotides. RefSeq names its product alkaline ceramidase TOD1. The coding region runs from base 86 to 1450 and encodes 454 amino acids. Lineage: Eukaryota; Viridiplantae; Streptophyta; Magnoliopsida; Malpighiales; Euphorbiaceae. The transcript is spliced from 4 exons. The record is from RefSeq and is a predicted model, not a curated record.
CUCGAGUGCAUAAUAUAAUUCCCCUAAAAUAAAGUGCAAAAGAAGAAACCACCAUCAAGGCGAGAAAACCCAUGAAGAAGAGUUUAUGGGGAACGCGAUGUUGUCCACGCCUCUCAUCUACCAAUCAAAGCUUCUCUGUUUCUCUCUGUUAUAUCUCUUCUCCACUCUGUUUUUAGCUCUCUACACCUCUCUCCACCCUACCCAAUGCCUCUUCAGAUCAUCUCCUUUCGAUCCCAUCCAGGUUCCUCUCUUCUCUUACCCUCCCACCUAUGGAGAACACAAGUAUGCCAUUCCCACCAAUCGCAACCAUUGUUCCUCCCCUGUUUAUUUCUCUGAUUAUUGGAUUGCAUUGCAAGAGAUCCAAGAUUUAUGUCGGAAUUCAACUGUAUCUUCCCAGGAUUUGAGGUAUAUGGAAGGAAACGGUGAGAGUUUCGGUGGGAAUUUCAGUAACCAGAAGAGGAUGUCCUAUUUUCAUCAUUUAAAUGAUAGCGUGGAGAUUCCUUGUGGGUUCUUUAAGAAGUUUCCAGUCAGUGAUUCUGAUAGAAUGACAAUGGAGAGCUGUAAUGGAGUAGCUGUAGUCUCGGCAAUCUUCAAUAACCAUGACAAAAUCCGGCAACCAAAAACCCUUGGUUCCAAAACACUAGAUAACGUGUGUUUCUUCAUGUUUGUGGAUGAUAUAACCCUAAAAGAACUAAACCAUCAUCAAUUAAUAUCAAGAGAAUCCUUUCAAUAUAGUGUAGGUGUGUGGAGAAUUCUUAAGGUUUCAAGCACGCACUUGUAUGAAAAUCCAGCCAUGAAUGGAGUAAUACCUAAAUACUUGGUUCAUAGACUUUUUCCAAACUCGAAAUUUAGCAUUUGGAUAGAUGCAAAGCUGCAACUAAUGGUGGAUCCACUAUUGUUGAUCCACACAUUAGUUGUAUCAAAGAAAGUGGACAUGGCGAUAUCGAAACAUCCAUACUUUACACAUACAAUGGAAGAAGCAUUGGCAACUGCAAGGUGGAGGAAAUGGUGGGAUAUUGAUGCUUUGAGGUUACAAAUGGAGACAUAUUGCGAGAAUGGAUUGGAGCCAUGGACACCCACUAAACUCCCCUAUCCUUCAGAUGUGCCCGAUAGUGCUUUGAUCUUAAGGAAGCAUGGACCCAGCAGCAAUCUAUUCUCGUGCCUUAUGUUCAAUGAGUUGGAAGCAUUUAACCCAAGAGAUCAAUUGGCUUUUGCAUAUAUUAGAGAUCACAUGAACCCAAAGCUCAGGUUAAACAUGUUUGAGGUAGAAGUGUUUGAGCAGGUGGCUUUGGAGUACAGGCACAACCUGCAAAAAGAUAGAACCAGUAUAAGGGAAAUUUCGAAACCUGGAAAGCCCAAAAGGGUUAGCCAAGAUUUGUUUGUUAAUAGCAGCUGUUGUAGCAAGUGCCAGAAGUAUCUGUUUGAAAUGUGGGGGGAAUACCAUAAUUGAUUCUGUCUCUUAACUUAUUAGACUUAGCACAGAAAGAAAGGAUAAAGAAACAGGGGAAGAUUGUAAAGAAAAGAAAAGAAAAAGACGGCGAACGAAUAAACUUUCACAGGAAAAAGCUGACAAAGAAUAACAGGCUGGCAGGCUUUGUUCCUUUUGCCCUUCAAAUAGAGGUUUGAUCAUUUUAUUUUCUGGAAGGCCUUAUACGUGUGCGGUUCUAAAUUAAUUUAACUUCUGCUUAGGAAUUGAAAUUAAAUUCAAAUUUUAGUAUAGUUUUAGUUUAAUUUUUAUUAUUUUAAUUUUAAUUUAGUAAAAUUUUUUAUUCUAAUUUGAUUUA